AUGAGUCGACACACGUCAUCGCCGCAGAGUAGAGGAACCGGCGCGUCCCUAAAAGUCGGCUUUCCUUGGGUGGCCUCCUAGGAUCGUCUUUACCACUUUUUUGUCGUCUUCUUUUUAGUAGCACACAAUCUUUCGUGGAGAUCGCGGAACUUUUAUUACUGAUUCACCUUAUUUACAUCCGAUUGAAGCGCGCAAGGUGUGACCGGUGAAUCUUUUCAUGGCAACAUAUCAAGAGUUCAUUCAGCAGAAUGAGGACCGGGAUGGAGUUCGCUUCAGCUGGAACCUAUGGCCUUCCAGCCGACUGGAGGCCACCCGGCUGGUGGUUCCAGUGUCUUGCCUGUUCACCCCCUUGAAGGAGCGCCUAGACCUGCCUCCCGUCCAGUAUGAGCCUGUCCUUUGCGGCCGUGCCACCUGCAGGGCUGUCCUCAACCCUCUCUGUCAAGUUGACUUCAGGGCUAAGAUCUGGGCAUGCAACUUCUGCUUCCAGAGAAACCCGUUUCCACCCACGUAUGCAGGCAUCUCGGAUGUGAAUCAGCCUGCGGAACUAAUGCCACAGUUCUCAACAAUUGAGUACAUAGUACAGCGAGGGCCUCCGACACCCUUGAUCUUCCUGUACGUCGUGGAUAUCUGUCUGGAAGAGGAGGACCUCCAGGCGCUGAAGGAGUCACUGCAGAUGUCCCUCAGCCUGCUGCCCCCCAACGCCCUAGUGGGCCUCAUCACCUUCGGCCGCAUGGUGCAGGUGCACGAGCUCAGCUGCGAGGGCAUCUCCAAGAGCUAUGUCUUCAGGGGAACCAAGGACCUUUCCGCCAAGCAGAUCCAGGAAAUGCUGGGUCUGAUCAAACCGACGGUAGCAGGACCGCAGGGACAUCCAGUGGUACCUCAAGAUGCACAUACCAGCUGCAGAUUCCUUCAGCCUGUGCAGAAGGUGGACAUGAACCUGACAGACCUUCUCGGGGAGCUGCAGAGGGACCCCUGGCCCGUUGCUCAGGGCAAGAGGCCGCUGCGAUCCACAGGCAUCGCUCUGUCUAUCGCCGUGGGACUGCUGGAGGGCACAUUCCCCAACACAGGGGCCCGUGUGAUGCUCUUCACAGGGGGCCCCCCAACUCAGGGCCCGGGGAUGGUAGUAGGGGACGAGCUGAAAACCCCCAUCCGCUCCUGGCACGACAUCCAAAAGGACAACGCCCGCCACCUGAAGAAGGCCACCAAGUACUACGAAGCCCUGGCAAACCGUGCGGCAGUGAAUGGACACUGCAUCGAUAUAUACGCCUGCUCCCUCGACCAGACAGGCCUUCUAGAGAUGAAGUGCUGCUCCAAUCUCACUGGGGGGCACAUUGUAAUGGGAGACUCCUUCAACACCUCGCUUUUCAAGCAGACCUUUCAACGAGUCUUCAGUAAGGAUUUCAACAACGAGUUCCGCCUGGCCUUCGGCGCCACCAUGGAAGUGAAGACUUCAAGGGAGCUGAAAGUGUCUGGAGCCAUCGGUCCUUGUGUCUCGCUGAACAGCAAGGGUCCUUGCGUGUCGGAGAAUGAAAUGGGCAUCGGUGGCACCAGCCAGUGGAAGAUCUGUGGCAUGAACCCCUCCACCACACUGGCUCUCUACUUUGAGGUUGUGAAUCAGCACAACGCUCCGAUUCCUCAGGGGGGUAGAGGAGCAAUUCAGUUCGUCACGCAAUACCAGCACUCCAACACACAGAGGAGGAUCCGCGUCACCACUAUCGCCAGGAACUGGGCAGACGCACAGUCACAGAUCCAGCACAUUGAGGCGUCGUUCGACCAGGAGGCAUCAGCAGUGCUGAUGGCCCGGCUGGGUGUGUUCCGUGCGGAGUCUGAGGAAGGGCCAGACGUAUUACGCUGGCUGGACAGGCAGCUCAUUCGGCUGUGCCAGAAAUUUGGACAGUUCAACAAGGAUGACCCCAACUCCUUCCGGCUUUCCGAGUCCCUCUCCCUGUACCCACAGUUCAUGUUUCAUUUGCGGAGGUCACCGUUCCUCCAGGUGUUCAACAACAGCCCUGACGAAUCGUCAUACUACAGGCAUCAUUUCAUGAGGCAGGACCUGACACAGUCGCUCAUCAUGAUCCAGCCGAUCCUCUAUUCAUACUCCUUCUACGGACCUCCUGAGCCGGUGCUCCUGGACAGCAGCAGUAUCCUGGCAGAUCGUAUUCUGCUGAUGGACACCUUUUUUCAGCUUGUCAUCUACCAUGGCGAGACCAUCGCUCAGUGGCGCAAAGCUGGGUACCAGGACAUGCCCGAGUAUGAGAACUUCAAACAGCUGCUGCACGCUCCCCUGGAUGACGCCCAGGAGAUCUUGCAGACGCGGUUCCCCAUGCCCCGUUACAUCGACACCGAGCACGGCGGAUCCCAGGCCCGGUUCCUGCUGUCAAAGGUCAACCCAUCCCAGACUCACAACAACCUCUACGCCUGGGGCCAGGAAUCUGGAGCACCCAUUCUCACGGAUGAUGUCAGCCUUCAAGUGUUCAUGGAUCACCUGAAGAAGCUGGCUGUGUCCAGUGCAGCGUAAUACCAAAUGGAAGGAUUUCUGAACAGGAGGAGCCGUCUUCCAGUCCCUCGAACUCAUUGACAUUUCAAAUCCUUAAUGCUUUACAGUGUUGACGAGACCUAUGACCUCUGCUGUAAAACAAGUUGUCUCAAUAUAACUUGUGGGAAUGAUUCUUUUAAAGGACUAUGCUUUUAACAUUCCACUAUAGCCUUUAGAUAUCUAAUUUCCUAACUUUGUUCAAAGAGAGAAUUUGAGCAGUUGACUUUUGGCAUUUUAAUGUUAUGCUAAAACUAAUGUAUGUGGAAGGAAACUGUGAUAUUGUCAUUUCUCGAUGGUAUUUUAUGAAAGCAGAGAAGGAAAUGAUUUAAAUGUAGAAAUACCAGUGUUGUCAUGUCUUUCAAAAAACUAUUUGAAAUUAAUGUAUGUUUAAUACUUUGUUUUUUGUGUUAAUACUAUAAAAGUUAUGAUCUCUUGUAUUCUACCUUGAUAAAUGCAUUAUUUAAAUAGAACUAUGGAUUAAAAAGUAUAGUAAUUGA
Molecule: messenger RNA, 3033 nt
Organism: Brienomyrus brachyistius
Lineage: Eukaryota; Metazoa; Chordata; Actinopteri; Osteoglossiformes; Mormyridae
Gene: sec23b
Product: SEC23 homolog B, coat complex II component
Exons: 19
Coding region: 218-2518 (766 amino acids)
Biological process (GO): COPII-coated vesicle budding; intracellular protein transport; endoplasmic reticulum to Golgi vesicle-mediated transport
Cellular component (GO): COPII vesicle coat; endoplasmic reticulum exit site
Molecular function (GO): zinc ion binding; GTPase activator activity
Source: RefSeq, a predicted model, not a curated record